AUGAUGUUCCGCGACCAGGUGGGCAUCCUCGCUGGCUGGUUCAAGGGCUGGAAUGAGUGUGAGCAGACGGUGGCCCUGCUGUCACUUCUGAAGCGGGUCACUCGCACCCAGGCCCGGUUCCUGCAGCUCUGCCUGGAGCACUCGCUGGCGGACUGCAAUGACAUCCACCUGCUAGAGUCAGAGGCCAACAGUGCUGCCAUCGUCAGCCAGUGGCAGCAGGAGUCCAAAGAGAAGGUGGUAUCCCUCCUGCUGUCCCACCUGCCCCUGCUUCAGCCAGGCAACACGGAGGCCAAGUCGGAGUACAUGAGACUGCUGCAGAAAGUGCUGGCCUACUCGAUCGAGAGCAAUGCCUUCAUCGAGGAGAGCCGCCAGCUGCUCUCUUACGCCCUCAUCCACCCGGCCACCACACUGGAGGACCGCAAUGCACUGGCCCUCUGGCUGAGCCACCUGGAAGAGCGGCUGGCCAGCGGCUUCCGCACCCGGCCUGAGCCUACCUACCACUCACGCCAAGGCUCAGAUGAAUGGGGGGGCCCUGCAGAGCUGGGCCCUGGGGAGGCAGGGCCAGGCUGGCAGGACAAACCACCCCGGGAAAAUGGACACGUGCCCUUCCACCCAUCCAGCUCAGUGCCGCCAGCCAUCAACAGUAUUGGGAGCAAUGCAAACACAGGUCUCCCCUGCCAAAUUCACCCCAGCCCGCUGAAGCGCUCCAUGUCUCUCAUCCCCACGAGCCCCCAGGCCCCUGGUGAGUGGCCGAGUCCGGAGGAGCUCGGGGCCCGGGCUGCUUUCACCACGCCCGACCACGCACCCCUCUCACCCCAGAGCAGCGUGGCCUCCUCUGGCAGUGAGCAGACGGAGGAGCAGGGCUCCAGCCGGAACACCUUCCAGGAGGACGGCAGUGGCAUGAAAGAUGUACCCUCAUGGCUCAAGAGCCUCCGCUUGCACAAGUACGCAGCCCUCUUCUCACAGAUGAGCUACGAGGAGAUGAUGACACUGACUGAGCAGCACCUGGAGUCUCAGAAUGUCACCAAAGGUGCCCGCCACAAGAUAGCCCUCAGCAUCCAGAAGCUGCGUGAGAGGCAGAGCGUCCUCAAGUCCCUGGAGAAGGAUGUGCUGGAAGGAGGGAAUCUGCGAAACGCUCUGCAGGAGCUGCAGCAGAUAAUCAUCACCCCCAUCAAGGCCUACAGCGUCCUCCAAGCCACCGUGGCUGCUGCCGCUGCCGCCACCCCUACUGCCAAGGAUGGGAGCCGGGGGGAGCCACCACUGCCAGGUGCUGAGCCUCCCCUGGCUCACCCCGGCACAGACAAGGGCACUGAGGCCAAGGACCCUCCAGCUGCAGAGAGCUACCCCCCUCCACCAGCUCCAGCUCCCACUGAUGGCAGUGAGCCAGCCCCGGCUCCCGUCGCCGACGGAGACAUCCCCAGCCAGUUUACACGGGUGAUGGGCAAAGUGUGCACCCAGCUGCUGGUGUCCCGACCAGACGAGGAGAACAUCACCAGUUACCUCCAGCUCAUUGAAAAGUGCCUGACUCAUGAGGCGUUCACGGAGACGCAGAAGAAACGGCUGCUGUCCUGGAAACAGCAAGUGCUGAAGCUCCUGCGGACCUUCCCGCGCAAAGCCGCACUAGAGAUGCAGAGCUACCGGCAGCAGAAAGGCUGGGCGUUCGGCUCCAACUCGCUUCCCAUAGCUGGCUCUGUGGGGAUGGGGGUAGCCCGGCGGACCCAGCGGCAGUUCCCCAUGCCUCCCCGGGCCCUCCCGCCCGGCAGGAUGGGCCUUCUGAGCCCUUCGGGCAUUGGGGGCAUCUCCCCGCGACAUGCCCUCACUAGCCCCAGUCUUGGGGGCCAGGGCCGACAGAACCUGUGGUUUGCCAACCCCGGAGGCAGCAACAGCAUGCCCAGCCAGAGCCGCAGCUCUGUGCAGCGCACCCACUCCCUCCCGGUCCAUUCGUCGCCCCAGGCCAUUCUCAUGUUCCCUCCAGACUGCCCGGUCCCUGGGCCUGACCUGGAGAUCAAUCCCACUCUGGAGUCUCUAUGUCUGAGCAUGACAGAACACGCCUUGGGUGAUGGGACAGACAAAACCUCCACCAUCUGA
This is a messenger RNA of Puma concolor (puma), 2088 nucleotides long. The record is from RefSeq and is a predicted model, not a curated record. NCBI's taxonomy places the organism in Eukaryota, Metazoa, Chordata, Mammalia, Carnivora, Felidae.